AUGGGAAUCGCGCCGAUGGGGACCGUAUUCGCGCUAAUGGUUAGCGUUUUUGUCGGUGUGGCUUGGGGCGGGUCGUACAGCAAGAGUUUGUUUCCUGAUGCCGGUUAUGUAAUCAACUUGAACAACGCGACGUUUCGGUCGGUGGUGCUUGAUCAGAAGCAGGCGUACCUGGUAUUGUUCUAUUCAAGCUGGUGCGGUGGUUGCCAACGGUUCAGCCCUGAGUGUUGUAAAGUAUGGCGCAACAGCGACGACGAUCUUCGUUCGCCGACUUUUGUGGGCGCCGUCAACUGUGCCCUCAGCGACAACUUUGGCCUGUCGAUCGACAACGGCAUUGAGUACUACCCAUCGGUGAAGUACUUUCCGUAUAAAUGCCGCAAGUUGUCUGAUGCUGUUACCUUGAACAUCUCUGACUUGUACCCGAACAUCAUCGACAACCUGGCCAAAGAUUGGAGACGGUACCAUCCUGUCGGUUGGCCUGAUCUUUUCUUCGUCGGCGAGUACGUGACAGCACUCAUUCGCUUUGUCAAAUUUUGUGCCAUCGUCGAGGUCGUUGAACUGCACCAAGAUUCAUGGACGAGGUCAUCGCGUUCAAACAUCCGACGUUUGGGUAUGGGCCAACAACGACUACUGCCGAGACUACUCGCGUCGUCGCAAAGUAACAUUAAACAACUAAACUAUUCGAAGUCAAAUGUCGCUCACAGAUCCGUCGAUCCUUCCAAACUGUACGUAAACUUUCUUUUUUUAUUGUACCAGGUUUGUCGCCGUGUCUUCGCGCGCAGUUUGAAUUCGAUAAGUUCUCAGGAAUGGAUGUACGAGGUCAACAAACUGCAGAGGGCGUUCGACCAACCGUUGCCGGCAAAGCAAGAGUGGCGUGCCUGUAGCGGUUCCGAGCCAAAGUACCGCGGUUAUCCAUGCAGCUUGUGGCUGCUGUUUCACACGAUUACCGUACGCGCCUAUCAACACAUGAAGACCGAUGCAGAUGUACAUCCUUACGACGUGCUGCAAGCGAUUUACGGCUACGUUAAGUACUUCUUCGGCUGCAGGGAAUGUGCGAAUAACUUUGCUCGAGGAGCGAAGAAGAUGGCGCACGAUUUGGCGUUGAACAACAAAUCAGAGGAAGUCGUUUUGUGGCUAUGGCGAUCACACAAUCGCGCCAACUACCACCUUAAAGGACAGCCUACCGAAGACCCAAAUUUCCCGAAGCUUCAGUUUCCGUCUGCCAAUGUGUGCCCGCUAUGCGUGAAACCGGACGGAUCGUUCAAUGAGACAGAAGUGCUUCGCUUUCUCGUUAACUUUUAUUCAGACAUCCGUGAUGAUUCAAGUUCAACACUUCGUCGUCGCAAUAUGUUUUUUGGGUCACAGUGUAUGUUCGGUUGUUCAGUAUCACAGCCUUUAUUUUACUCGUUCAGCGUUGUUUUACGGGUGACAAAGCGACUUAUGGUUGACUGCUUACCUCUAGACUCCGGCGGUGAUGUUGAUCAGUUUGCUAAGCUAGGUCUAAACAGCGUUGACUGUGUGCUUAUUUUGUUUUUGGGCGUUCUAGCCAAUAACUCUCUGCAUUUGUUUUGUAUAUACUUAGCGCAUUACAGGCUAAAACGCUAUUAUCUCAUUUCCGCUCCGUGGUCCCAUAAACUUGCGAUGCCAAUUUUUCUUCGAUCAUCACCGGUGCGGAAGUUCGUUUCAGACUUCUGUUGCAUCUGGUUUUUUGGAAUUCCGUAA
This is a messenger RNA of Soboliphyme baturini, 1719 nucleotides long. The record is from the annotation of a GenBank genome assembly. Lineage: Eukaryota; Metazoa; Nematoda; Enoplea; Dioctophymatida; Soboliphymatidae.